CACUGCCAGUGCUCGCUACUCGACUUGUGUCUAUUUUCCUGAUCUACCUGGCGUCUUCUCCCUGGGCAGGACAACGCUCUCGGCAUCACCGUCAACGAAAUCUACGGUGCAAGACGAAACAGCAUUGCCUGGAAGAGACUGUGCACAGCUUUGUCGAUGCUGGCCCCACGGCGAUUGGCCAUCGCCCUACUUCGAAACCGUCCAACACCCAGAGUGCCUAUGAUGGCGACCAUGUCUACCGCCGCUGCUGAUCCUAGAGACCGGGCGCCAGCUGGCCCAGUCGAGCAAGCAAUUAGGGUGAAGCUCUCCGAAAUCUUGCAUCCCGAGCGGCUCGACAUCACGAACGACUCAUGGCAACAUCGACAUCAUGCACCCAUGAGGACCGCAGGGGGUGGUAACGGAGAGACUCAUUUCACCGUCCAUGUGGUGUCAGAACAGUUCCACGGCAAGAGUACGAUGCAGAGGCAUAGGAUGAUCUACGCCGCACUUGCGGACGAGUUCGCUGCAGGCCUCCAUGCGUUGUCCCUCAAGACCAAGACGCCGUCAGAAGUGCAGUCGGCCGAGCAGGCGUAAGCGGUGCUGGCAUCUGCAGAGGGCGAUGUACUUGUUAAUUCUUGCCUUCUGCUGUCGUGUUCCUUCUAUCGCCCAUUGGACAUCCUCCUCGUCAAUUGAGCAGCUCGGUUACUCAACCUUCCUGGAGUAGAGCGCCCUGAUCAACAGGCUUUUUCGUGGAUACACCAGAAUACAGACCUCUCCUGUAUUGUCAUAGCAGCACUAGCCAUGUGCUCCAGAACUGCAUUGCCCUCUCUGUGGCGAUCAUGUCCUUGGAGUUCGUUGGUCGGAAGCAUUGGUAGCGCGUGGUCCGCUCGCAGUAUGCUAGGCUUUGUUCAGGUGUUUGCUUCCGGUGUCGGACAGUGGAUGUGGUUCUCAAAUGAGUGCGCAAUUGUAAGUCACGAUUCCCGAGGAGCGCCGUUUGUUUGCGGGUCAGGAACACGCAGGCCGUGUGUCGUUAGAGGUUAGGAACGUGGAGUUGCCCUGCCUACUGCUCUGUACAACGCUAUUCGGAGGGUCGUCGCCUUGCAUGUGAACGGAUUUCCAGAUGGAACGAGGAUUGACAUGCGAUGGCCAACCUUCGCGACUGGCUGGGCGAUCAUGGGCUGCGCGUGUCUGGCGUUGUCGUG
Messenger RNA from Dichomitus squalens LYAD-421 SS1, 1181 nucleotides. RefSeq names its product bola-like protein. Bases 232 to 573 code for a protein of 113 amino acids. The record is from RefSeq and is a predicted model, not a curated record. The transcript is spliced from 5 exons. Lineage: Eukaryota; Fungi; Basidiomycota; Agaricomycetes; Polyporales; Polyporaceae.